Messenger RNA from Aureococcus anophagefferens, 801 nucleotides. RefSeq lists its product as hypothetical. The record is from RefSeq and is a predicted model, not a curated record. Gene Ontology annotation, molecular function: hydroxyacylglutathione hydrolase activity. The coding region runs from base 1 to 801 and encodes 266 amino acids. Lineage: Eukaryota; Pelagophyceae; Pelagomonadales; Pelagomonadaceae. The transcript has a single exon.
AUGGCCGCGCUGUCGUCGUCCACGUGCGUGACCGUCACGCCGGUGCCGGCGCUGUCCGACAACUACAUGUAUCUCCUCGUCGACGAGCAGACGAAGCUGGCCGCCGUCGUCGACCCCGUGGACGCGCGCGCCAUGGCGUCCGCCGCCGCGGCCGCCGGCGCGACGAUCGCGAUGGUCCUGACGACGCACGGCCACUGGGACCACGCGGGCGGCAACGCGGAGCUCGCGGCGUCGCGCCCGGGCCUCGCGGUCUACGGCGGGCGCGGCGACGCCGUCGCCGCGUGCACGCGCGAGGUCUGGGACGGCGACGAGAUCGCGCUGGGCGCGUCGACGAUCCGCGUGCUGUCGACGCCCUGCCACACGCAGGGCCACGUCUGCUUCGUCGUCGACGGCAACGUCUUCACGGGCGACACGAUGUUCGUCAGCGGCUGCGGCAACUUCAACGGCGGCUCGCCGCGGCAGAUGCUCGACGCCUUCGACAAGCUCCUCGCGCUCCCCGACGACACGCUCGUCUGGUGCGGCCACGAAUACACGCGCAAGAACUGCUGCUUCGCCGCCUACGCGGAGCCGGACAACGACGAGAUCCGGCGGCGCCUCGACUGGGCGAAGGAGGCCGGGUCGCUCCACGGCGGCGGCAGGGGCACGGUGCCGACGACGAUCGGCGCCGAGCGCGCCUGCAACCCCUUCGCGCGCGUCGACGCGCCGGCCAUCGCGGCCUUCUGCCCGCGCGCGGGCGACGACCGCGCGGAGCGCAUGCGCCUCGUCCGCAAGGGCAAGGACGACUGGGGCCGCAUGCGCUAG